Molecule: messenger RNA, 2166 nt
Organism: Aspergillus affinis
Lineage: Eukaryota; Fungi; Ascomycota; Eurotiomycetes; Eurotiales; Aspergillaceae
Exons: 1
Coding region: 1-2166 (721 amino acids)
Source: RefSeq, a predicted model, not a curated record
AUGGCCGAGGAUCCUCAGGCGAUGUCCAUCCAGCAGCGCAUCGCCGCCCUGAAACAGGCACAGACUGGACACAGUCCCGAGGCCGCAACUCCGCCGUUCCUGGGACCGCAACCAACUCCCCUGCCGUCGCGUCCAGCCCCUUCGCGGAAUCAAACCAUCAAUAAUCCGCCGGCCAACGCCCUGCCUCCCCCCUACGAAGAAGUUCAACGGAAACCGGCUGUUCGACCGCCGCCUCCACUACCCCCGAACGGCCAGAAACCCAAGGUGCCCCCACCUUUGCCCGUUCGAAAGUGCUCCACGCAAUCGGCACCCGCACUACCGCCGCGCAGACCCUCAGAGAUCUCCCGAAAGACCUCGUUAGAAUCGGUGGCCUCAGAUGUCUCUCGCUCGACUUCUACAAGUGCAGGGAGGACUCCGGGGACCUCGGCGACCUCGAUCGACUCUGUUCGUGGAGUACGAGCCCCCGCGUGGGGUGAGGCGGAGCUUCCUCCCCUACCUCCCAAGCGACAGGAACAGACGUCGCGAUCGCGGCCGUCGACCGCGAAUUCCAGCAGAAGUUGCUCGCAAUCUCGACCAUCACUCCCUGCUCGCCGGGAAUCGACUAAUAGUACGUCGACCGAUGGUGGCUCCUUCGUGAGCCAGCCGCCGCCACCAUUACCCUCUCGGGGUAACAGGGACAAAUCGCCUGGUGUCAAUGCGGAGCCCGCCGUCAGACCACCACCCAGGAAACUUCCUCCGCCGCCACCCUCAAACCAUGUGCUCGAGAAAAUCCAGAAGUCCGGACUUGGAGGAAUAAACAAGAAUUCGGAGGCUUCAGACAGCGCCCCGCCACCUGUCAGCAGACCUCCAAGUUCAAAUGGCCUUUUGGGCAGGAUUCAAAAUUCCGGGUUCGGUGGAAUCACCAAGAUCCCAGAGGUUCCCGAGAGAAGUUCUAGUGAACCUGCUCAAGAAUCUCCUUCCAACGGGGUGCCACCGCCGGUCCCCUUGGCGUCUCGUCCAGACCUCUCCAAAAUCAUGGCAACCAAACCUCGUAUGCAAGGCAAUGGCUUGCCGGCUGCAACGCCGAGCGUGGCCUGCUUGAAGUGCCGCGAUUUCUCGGGCCCGGACGCACACGCAGCGCAAUACCCACGCCAAUCUCUUCCCACCCACGAUAUGACCUGGCUAGCCAGAGAAUUAACCGCGCCAUACCCAUCGCAUACCGACAAAGCCAGGGCACUUUUUACCUGGUUCCAUCAUAACAUAGAGUACGAUGUCCAUUCAUUCUUUAAUAAUUGUGUAAAACCAUCGACCCCCGGUGGGACGCUUGCCUCGGGACUGGCUGUGUGCGAAGGCUAUGCCGGUUUAUUCGCUGCCCUUGCAACCCACGCGGGAAUGGAAGCGAUGGUCAUAUCUGGCCACGGCAAAGGAUUUGGCUACAAUGCUCCAGCCCCAGGCUCUAGCUUACCGCCGUUCAAGGCGAGCCACGCAUGGAACGUGGUGAGAAUCGACAACGGACAAUGGAAACUUCUCGACGCCUGCUGGGGUGCCGGAGUUGUUCAAGGUGCCGGGCAGCCGUAUAAGAAGCUAUUCAAUCCGGCCAUGUUCACCGAUUCGAACGACGAGUUUGGACUUCGUCAUUAUCCUUCAGACCGAGCCCGAUUCUAUCGGGACGACGGGCGACCCGAAAUCAGCUGGGAAGAAUACCUUCUGGGCAAUCCAAACUCCCCGCUUGGCGCCGAGCAGCCGAUGAUAUUCACGGACGCAAAGAAGCACAACAUAGGAGAGCGCUCCUUCCGACCGGACGCCAAGCAAAUCUCGGUCCAGCAGUCAGGGCCGAUACGGUUCCAGUUCGGGCUCAUUUGUGAGCACUGGACAUUGGCGAACCACAGCCGAGCCAAGCCUGGGCUCUUCCUGUUGAUGGUUCACGGUGUGGACGGCCGGAAGGACGACAGGCUGCCUUUUACCCAUGCACGGGGCCCCGGACCGAAUGGGGACGGGGAUCUCUGGUACGUGGACGUGCCGGACGCCAGAGUCUUGGGAGCACCGGGACAGAAGCUGCAAAUUGCCGUCCUUACUACUUUCGGCGACCAGAAGGACGCUCGGGGGGUAACAGCGGAAGAAUAUCGGCGACAAGUUGGCCGAGUGGGCAUGUCCUGGGCUUACAUUGCGGAGUGGCAGCUGAUGUGA